AUGUCAGCAAAGAAUUUAACCGCCAGUUUCUUUAAAACGUUAAAUAGUUAUCUAUAUUUUUUUGGUGUGUCCAAUCUAUGGUUAGAGAAUAAGAAUCAUUCAAAAUUUAUUUCAUCCAUUAAUCGAAGGAUCAGCAGAGUUAUCACAAUAUGCUUGUAUAUCUUUGUUACUUCAGAGAUAAUAGGGUUUUUCACUCAACCAAAUCUGACGGAAAAACAAUCUUCAGAUAGAUUAUUAUUCGGACUAUCACAUCCCAUUUUAAUAAAUUAUUACACAAGCGUGGAAUAUCAUAAUGAGAAACUACAGAAGAUUAUCCACGCGUUAACUGUGGCUUUAAAAAAUGUUUAUAAUGAUAAAAAAGUUGAACGUCGCAUGAUUAGAAAAUCAAAGAUGUACUCAGCUGCGUAUUUGUUCAGUUUUAGUACCGCUUUAAUAUCUUACGGGGUUGAUGGUCUGAUGCAAGUGUUUAAGAAAGAUGGAACGUUCACUACAGUUAUCACCGCAUGGCCUGACGUGGAUGAUAGAAGUUCCUACGCCAACAUCGCAAGGAUAAUCAGUUACCUCCUCUGGUGGUUGUUCAUGACGCGAAUGUCAGCGAUAUACGUUCUGGUAAUCUGUUUAACAACCUGUCUAAGUCAUCAGUACAAGAAUUUGCAAAGCUACUUUUAUCAUCUCGUUGAAAUAUUUGAUGAAAAAGAUUUAAGUCAAGAGGAGAAGGAGAAAAAGUACGAAGAUUCAGUAAAGAUUGGGAUAAAAUUGCAUUCGGAUACGUUAUGGUGUACCAGAGAAAGUGAGACUGCUUGUGCAGUAGUUUUUAGUGGACAGAUAUUGGUCAACAUUUCUGUUCUUUGUCUUCUUAUGUUGCAGAUGGUGAACUCGGAGCGGACGUUAAUCAAUGCCCUGGCUACCAUCACCACUGGAGUUACAAUGCUCAUCAGUACUGGAUUCUUUAUGUGGAGUGCUGGUGACGUCACCGUUGAGGCAUCUCAUCUCAGUACGGCAAUGUAUAGUUCUGGCUGGGAGAACUGUCAGAAGGAUUGUUCUGUAAGAAUUAGACGUUUGUUAGUAAUUGCGAUGGCACAAAGUCAGCGACCAGUAACUCUGCGUAGUUUUGGAAUAAUAGAGCUGUCGUAUCAGUCCUAUGUGUCGAUUGUGAAAUCAUCAUAUUCAGUGUUUUCAAUAUUGUAUUAA
Molecule: messenger RNA, 1191 nt
Organism: Papilio polytes (common Mormon)
Lineage: Eukaryota; Metazoa; Arthropoda; Insecta; Lepidoptera; Papilionidae
Exons: 7
Coding region: 1-1191 (396 amino acids)
Biological process (GO): sensory perception of smell; detection of chemical stimulus involved in sensory perception of smell
Cellular component (GO): plasma membrane
Molecular function (GO): odorant binding; olfactory receptor activity
Source: RefSeq, a predicted model, not a curated record